CUUUCACCCUCCUCCUCGAGGCGAGUACGCGCAGGGCGGGGGAGUGCGGCUCGCGCGGUCCUUGUGGUGUCGCAGCCGGUAACGGGAGAAGAGAUCACCGAGAGCCUCACACAGCCGCCAUGGCGGAGAGCGCCGGCCUAGAGAACCACCGGAUCAAGAGCUUCAAGAACAAGGGGCGAGAUGUGGAGACUAUGCGAAGACACAGAAAUGAAGUGACCGUCGAGCUGCGAAAGAACAAAAGAGAUGAACACCUUUUGAAAAAGAGAAAUGUUCCACAAGAAGAAAGUUUAGAGGACUCUGAUGUUGACGGAGACUUCAAAUCUCAAAACGUAACACUAGAAGCAAUACUACAGAAUGCAACCAGUGAUAAUCCAACAACCCAACUCAGCGCUGUACAGGCGGCAAGAAAGCUGUUAUCCAGUGACAGAAAUCCACCCAUUGAUGACCUCAUAAAAUCCGGAAUUCUGCCCAUAUUGGUGAAAUGUUUAGAGGCAGAUGAUAAUCCUUCUUUACAGUUCGAAGCUGCCUGGGCAUUAACUAAUAUAGCAUCAGGGACGUCGGCACAAACUCAAGCGGUGGUCCAGUCCACAGAUGCUGUUCCGCUGUUUUUGAGGCUCCUUCAUUCCGUGCAUCAAAAUGUCUGUGAACAAGCAGUGUGGGCACUUGGAAAUAUUAUCGGUGAUGGUCCACAGUGUAGAGAUUAUGUCAUCUCACUUGGAGUUGUUAAACCGCUCUUGUCCUUCAUCAACCCUUCCAUCCCCAUCACUUUCCUUCGGAACGUCACAUGGGUCAUUGUCAAUCUGUGCAGGAAUAAGGACCCCCCGCCACCCAUGGAGACUGUACAGGAGAUUUUGCCUGCUUUGUGUGUCCUAAUCUACCAUACAGAUAUUAAUAUUCUAGUGGAUACAGUAUGGGCGUUGUCUUAUUUAACCGAUGGUGGUAAUGAACAAAUACAGAUGGUGAUAGAUUCUGGAGUUGUGCCAUUUCUAGUACCGCUUCUGAGCCACCAGGAAGUAAAAGUUCAGACAGCAGCUCUAAGAGCCGUGGGUAAUAUAGUGACGGGCACCGAUGAACAGACUCAGGUGGUGUUGAACUGCGAUGUCCUUGCACAUUUUCAAAAUCUACUGACGCAUCCUAAAGAAAAAAUCAACAAGGAAGCAGUUUGGUUCCUGUCCAAUAUCACAGCGGGCAAUCAGCAACAGGUUCAAGCGGUUAUUGAUGCUGGACUAAUCCCAAUGAUCAUACAUCAACUGGCUAAGGGUGAUUUUGGAACUCAAAAAGAAGCUGCUUGGGCAAUCAGCAACUUGACAAUAAGCGGACGAAAAGACCAGGUGGAGUACCUUGUACAACAGAAUGUCAUCCCACCAUUUUGCAAUUUAUUAUCCGUGAAAGACUCCCAAGUUGUACAGGUGGUUUUGGAUGGCUUGAAAAACAUUUUGAUUAUGGCCGGGGAAGAAGCAAGCACAAUUGCUGAGAUCAUAGAGGAGUGCGGAGGUUUGGAAAAGAUAGAAGCACUGCAGCAGCAUGAGAAUGAAGAAAUUUACAAACUAGCGUUUGAAAUCAUAGAUCAGUAUUUUUCUGGCGAUGAUAUUGAUGAAGAUCAAAGCCUCAUUCCUGAAGCCACCCAGGGAGGUACCUACAACUUUGAGCCGUCGGCCAACCUUCAGACUAAAGACUUUAACUUCUAAGUGUGUUGCAGUGCAGCUUUUCUCUAUCCCACGACAAGUAGUACCACCAGAUGUCCACCAAUUGAAGAAACCUUAAAAGCUUCAAGAUACACACGCCUCUUCAUUUUGAUGCUUCUAAAGCAAAACCAUGUAUCUGUCACUUGCAGUUGCCAAACGUCACACUCACAAGGACUGUAAUUGCAUAUGCAUGAGCUCGGUUUUCUUUGAAACCCUAACAGUCCCAGCUGUGUUUUUUCUUUUUUUUUCUUUUUUUUACCUUUUCCAUUUGGCACUGUGUGCUGACUGCCACAACAUCCAACGUUUCUUUUUCUGUUGUUAAGAUGAUUUCAUAGUGAUGGCAUAUCCGCUUCCUGUGGAAAAGUAGCUUUUCUUGAACCUGGUGCACUGUAUAUCAAGACUUUGCUAUAAUGCAUACAUUGUGGAAGACUCUGCAAAGGGUACAGUCUCCUCUGAGCCUCCAUCUUCUCCAUAGACAUUUUCAUAUUUUGAGGAACUAUAAAUUUAUUGGAAAAAAAAAAAUCAUGCAAGCCAAAAGAUUUUGUUUGAAACUGAAUAAAAAAAGAUUAUCUUGGGUGAAUUAUUGAAGAAAAAAAAAAAAAAAA
Molecule: messenger RNA, 2290 nt
Organism: Rana temporaria (common frog)
Lineage: Eukaryota; Metazoa; Chordata; Amphibia; Anura; Ranidae
Gene: KPNA3
Product: karyopherin subunit alpha 3
Exons: 17
Coding region: 120-1688 (522 amino acids)
Biological process (GO): NLS-bearing protein import into nucleus
Cellular component (GO): nucleus; cytoplasm; nucleoplasm
Molecular function (GO): nuclear import signal receptor activity; protein binding
Source: RefSeq, a predicted model, not a curated record